Molecule: messenger RNA, 864 nt
Organism: Lactuca sativa (garden lettuce)
Lineage: Eukaryota; Viridiplantae; Streptophyta; Magnoliopsida; Asterales; Asteraceae
Gene: APT3
Product: adenine phosphoribosyl transferase 3
Biological process (GO): adenine salvage
Cellular component (GO): cytosol; cytoplasm
Molecular function (GO): adenine phosphoribosyltransferase activity
Source: RefSeq, a predicted model, not a curated record
CCUCUCAUUUUCCCCACUCUAAUAUUCCCUCAAAUCCGCCAUUAAUUCUCUUCAACUGCUACAUCACAGUAAGAAUGUCCGCAGGCGAAAACGGAGGCUCCGACGGACGUAUCAAUGGAAUCAAAUCCGCACUUCGCGUCAUCCCUAACUUUCCGAAACCAGGUAUAAUGUUUCAAGACAUCACUACAUUGUUGCUUGAUCCGAAGGCAUUCAAAGACACGAUUGAUUUGUUCGUUGAGCAUUACAAACAUGAAAACAUUUCUGUAAUUGCAGGAAUUGAAGCAAGGGGUUUUAUAUUUGGUCCACCAAUUGCACUUGCAAUAGGAGCAAAGUUUGUUCCAUUAAGGAAGCCAAAAAAGUUACCAGGUGAAGUGAUAUCAGAAAAAUAUAUAUUAGAAUACGGAUCAGAUUGCCUUGAAAUGCAUGUUGGAGCAGUUAAAUCUGGAGACAGAGCUCUUGUUGUUGAUGAUUUAAUUGCUACUGGUGGUACCAUUUGUGCUGCAAUCAACUUACUUGAGCGUGCUGAAGCUGAAGUGGUGGGGUGUGCUUGUGUAAUUGAAGUACCAGACUUGAAGGGUCGGGAGCGAUUGAGAUCGCAUGGGAAGGAAUUGUACGUACUUGUCGAGUCGCAGUUUGAGCCAACUAAACAAUCAUAACUUUCCUGUAUUAUGGAAAAAAAAAAGUGUACAUUAGAGGGGUCUUUCUUUGGGCCAUAACUCUCUUUUCGUCCCAAAUCAAGUGGUAAAUUUUGGUGCUAAAACUCGAUUUCUGACUUGAUUCUUUUUAUGUGGGUGGAUGAGUGGAUUCAUAUACACUAUCGGUUAAUGCAUCUUUUCUUUGCAAUCAAUUACGAUUUUUAAUCUA